This is a messenger RNA of Symbiodinium sp. CCMP2592, 807 nucleotides long. The record is from the annotation of a GenBank genome assembly. NCBI's taxonomy places the organism in Eukaryota, Dinophyceae, Suessiales, Symbiodiniaceae.
AUGUCCAAGUUCAAGACCCCCUUGGACUACUACCUGCACUGUUUGUCCGCCAAGCUUUCCGGCUUCACAGUGGCUGUGGCAGAGCUCGUUUCCGCCCCGCUCCCCGAGGAUCGGAAACGAUUGUGGAUCCUGGGAUCUGCUGCCUCUGACUACACAGCGCAGCAAUGGAAGGAAGAUGUUCUGGCCCUUGGAGAGCUACAGCUUCCAAGGCAUCACCUUCGCGGCUUCUUCAAGCUCUAUGGUCAAAAGGCCUCACAGGCGGAGCAAGGCGGACAGGAUUCUUCCAAACCUUCUUGGCAGCUGGAACAAAAGUAUGCUGCAUCCUUUUCUUCCUCAGUGGAGCAGGCUGUCAAUGCCGGGCGGCUGCCGAAGAACUUCACUCCACCCCCACGGCAUGCCAGACCAAGCUUGAAAUGGGGAGCAGGCCUCUCACCGUGGGCCCAGGCCAACUGUGAUGUCUACCAUGAGAUCUUGACACAGAUGGAGAAUGAUAUGAUUAAGGAACAUGGGCCCUUGCCGCGAACUCCGUUCCCCGUUGCCGACAUUGGUCAGAGCACGUUCAGGGGAGCUACAUCAUUGAGUGGCUUGUGGGGGACGAUGUGCACCAGUUCCAAACUCAUGCGCAUGGACACGUGGGAGAUUCUGGGCGGCAAGGGCGGGCUUGGCGUGCUGGGCAACAACAUGACAGACAAGAGUGUGCUCGGCCUUUCUGAAAGUGAGCUGUCCAGCUUAGCUGGGAAUGCAAUGGCAUUCACCCAGCUGGCCAGGGUCCUGCUGCCAGUUCUUGCUCAGUACUUGUCCAAGUGA